AUGACCUCGGAUGGCUGUGGGGAUCUCGUCCCCAACAGCGACACAACAAAGCUGCUUGCUUGUGCUUUCGUCUUCACCAGCAUGGCGAUUGUUGGUAUCUUCAUCAGCAAAUUGGCGGACUACCUUGUGGAGAAGCAGGAGGUGUUCUUCAAAGCACCGCAAGGUGAAGCCAAAAUGCUCAGUGCUGUCGAUACCAACAAGAUAAAAUACAAGUUCUGCACGGUUGCUCUACUUCUUCUGAUGGAUGUCAUUGCUGGGACUGUGUUCCUGUGGAAUUGA
Miscanthus lutarioriparius is the source of this 279-nucleotide messenger RNA. The record is from the annotation of a GenBank genome assembly. NCBI's taxonomy places the organism in Eukaryota, Viridiplantae, Streptophyta, Magnoliopsida, Poales, Poaceae.